Molecule: messenger RNA, 674 nt
Organism: Cuscuta campestris
Lineage: Eukaryota; Viridiplantae; Streptophyta; Magnoliopsida; Solanales; Convolvulaceae
Source: the annotation of a GenBank genome assembly
GUGGGAGAUUGUUGGAGUUGUGCCCUGAUGGCCAACUGUUUAUCAUUAUUCUAUCAUCUAUAGGCAGAUAUAAUAUGUUUACACAUCUCAUGCUAAUGUAAACAAAUAUUAUAUUCCUAGAUUUAUAUUUAAAGAUGUUUAUCAGAUAGUGUUAUUCUGCUGAUGAGACUAACAUCUUGAAAUAAAUAUUUAUCUGAAUGUCCAUAGUCGAGUAUUAACGAGAGUGGGAUAUCGUUAAUGCAUCUCAUCCUCGAAGAUCUCUUCUCCAUUACAAGAUCUUCCUGCAUUGACGCUAACAAGCCGAAGAAGAAACAUUGGUCCACCGCCGCUGCUGGGAUUCCCGGAACUGAGACUGCCGCCACCGCAGUGACUCCGUUGUCCGUUGCCGACGUCGCUUGGUUGAUUGAGAAUUUGAUUUGUUUUAAUUCGUCCAACAAUCGAGGUAACAGGAACGAUGAAUAAUGAGACGGUCUUGGAGGCAGCGAGGGCGAAGAGAUGGAUGGAUGCUAGCUGGAGGAGUUAUCUGAUUUAAUACUUAAGUUUAAAUUGAUUAUGUUUUUAAGGGCAAGAACCCAAAGUUGUAUUUUGAUUAAGUACUUAAAGGCUUCCGCACCGUUUUGAUUUACUCUGAUGGGUAUUUAAAUAUUGUUUUGAAUUAAAUAUUUUUAAAUUGU